Messenger RNA from Rhipicephalus sanguineus (brown dog tick), 1485 nucleotides. RefSeq lists its product as uncharacterized. The transcript has 17 exons. Lineage: Eukaryota; Metazoa; Arthropoda; Arachnida; Ixodida; Ixodidae. The coding region runs from base 1 to 1485 and encodes 494 amino acids. The record is from RefSeq and is a predicted model, not a curated record.
AUGCACGAGCACGGGGCCUUCGUGACCCCCAUCGCUCCUUCUGCGACACCUGCCCGGGACCCCUUGAGGCUUCUCAAGGCCAACAUCGACCCGAUGACCCACGACAUCCGCGAUUUGACACUCCAACACACGAGGUAUGGCCUUACUGUGUUUGCUCACUCGCGCGACACACUCACCAACAUGAGACAGGCCAUUGCCGAUAAUGCGAUCACUUGCGCCGCACUCUCCAUCAGAAUCCCCGACAAGCGCAACCCCCACCUACGCUUUUGGGGCGUCGACCCAGACAUAUCGACCGACGAGUUUAUAGACCGCGUCAGAGAGCGCAAUCCCCAACUCCAGCUCGAUCCGCAGAAGUGCAAAGUUAGGGCGUCAUUCAGGGAACGCUCGGGCACUUCGGCAGUUAUUGUUGAGGUAGACCCCGACGCGUUUGCACGCAUCAUGAGCCAGCAGCGCAUUUCGGUGGGCUGGACUUCGGACCGUGUGACCGAAGACCUCCACUUGGCCACGUUGGCCUACACCCCUGCCCGCCUCACAAAGGCUAUAUCGCAUUGUGAACUCCCUAGUGCCUCAUUUUCGAAGCACCGGGUGGUCGUCAUAGCUACAGCAAGUACAUACCUGCAUGCAAGAGCAAAGGCACGGGAGGCAGAAGAUACGGACAACGUGCCUGCUACAGAUACUGAAAUGGGCAGAGGCAAACGUCGCCGCCGAAAUGGCCAUGAAAUGCCAGACGAACCAGAUCUAAGGAGCUCCCCAUCUCCAUCCAGCAGCACGGAGUUGGAACCAGGCCUUCAUGCAAGUGCACUUGGGACACCACCACGUUUCGUCAGCGAUGAUAGCCCCCAGAGCCCACAGAUCACACCUGUACCUCUUCUUGAAGCAGAGCACCAGAGCCAACAGAGCUCACCUGUACCUCCUGUUCAAGCAGAAUAUGAGCACGGAGAUCGCCAGCCGGCAUUCAUGGCGCAACAUGCACGCCUUGGAUCAAGUCUGCAAAUUGACACACCAGUAAUGCAUCAGAGCCAAGAAAGCAUGCGAACACCUCUUGUUGAAGCUAGAUAUGAGCACGGAAACUGCCAGCCGGCAUUCGUCAGGGCGCAACAUGCACGCCGUGGAUCAAGUCUGCAAAUUGACACACCAGUAAUGCAUCAGAGCCAAGAAAGCAUGCGAACACCUCUUGUUGAAGCUAGAUAUGAGCACGGAAACUGCCAGCCGGCAUUCGUGGAAUCACACGCACGUCGUGGAUCGAGUCUGCAAAUUGACGCACCAGUAAUGUUCCCAGAUGUCCAGAAUCGUGACAGAACGUACUGCACCUUGACUCCUUCAAACCAAAGCACGACGUUCCCACCACUGCAAGAGAGGCCUCCUGCCUUGUGUGCUCCGCAAAAAGCGGUAAAGCUGAACCACCGCACUCGUGGUGCUUCUGACGAUAAAAUAAAGGGCUUCAUAACGAUCUGGCUCAAGAACGCGAAGAUACGGCAGGGGUGA